Phoenix dactylifera (date palm) is the source of this 1646-nucleotide messenger RNA. NCBI's taxonomy places the organism in Eukaryota, Viridiplantae, Streptophyta, Magnoliopsida, Arecales, Arecaceae. The record is from RefSeq and is a predicted model, not a curated record.
AUGUCCAACGCAUCUGAAGAAGAGUCGUCCCAGAGCACUCCUCAUCAGCAAUUACAAAUGGGAGGUUGCAUGCCUGUCUCAAGCAAAGGAGACACAAGUGCACCCGUGACAAAGAAGAGACGAAGCCUUCCAGGCAAUCCAGGCAAGGAGCAUAUCCAACUUGUAGACCCGGACGCGGAGGUGAUAGCUCUUUCUCCCAGGACCCUUUUAGCAACAAACCGGUACAUAUGUGAAGUGUGUCAUAAAGGCUUUCAGAGGGAUCAGAACCUUCAGCUACACAGGAGGGGUCAUAACCUUCCAUGGAAGCUGAAACAAAGGAGCGGUGCAGAAGCUAAGAAGAGGGUAUAUAUCUGCCCUGAGGAGAGCUGCACUCACCAUGACCCAAGCCGGGCUCUAGGUGACUUGACAGGCAUCAAGAAGCAUUACUCGAGAAAGCAUGGGGAGAAGAAAUGGAAGUGCGACAAGUGCUCCAAGAGAUACGCAGUUCAAUCGGACUGGAAGGCUCAUGCAAAGGUAUGCGGCACUAAAGAAUACCGCUGCGAUUGUGGAACGAUUUUUUCAAGGAAGGAUAGCUUCGUGACUCACCGAGCAUUCUGCGAUGCACUGACUGAAGAGAACUACAGAAUAAAUCACGGUCUCGCCGCCAUGGUUGGAAGCUUGCAUAGCCAGGCACAAGCAGUGCCUAGUUUGCAUCCCUCCACCACAGAUACAAUUACAAACCCAUCCAACUCUGAUCGGAAUUCAAACAACCCUCUAAGAUCCUUAUCACUAAAUCCUUCAAUUCCAGGCAGCUCCGAUAUGCUUUUCAAUCAAAGCACGACACGCACUGCUUGUCUCCAGCUUAGUGGAAGUGGAUCGAGCAGUCACCACAUGUCGAUGGGCUCUCCUUUCAUGUCCGCAACCGCUUUGCUCCAGAAAGCGGCGGAGAUGGGAGCGAAGGUCAGCGAUGAUUCAAUUUCUCCUAUACUUCUCAGAGGUUUCACGGGCUACUCAGCUGCACCCAGAGCAUCGGGGUCUCUCAAGCAGCCUCUUAGCGGUCAUGGUGAUGUUUCUUCUCAGUGCCUGGGCUCCUCCAUAGAGGAAGGCUCCGCAGCUCGUAAUCUGGGAUUGAUGUCCGCAACAUCCGGUGGUUCGUAUGUCGAAAACCAAAGCGCCCUUCAGGCGAACUCAAAAUGGACUACCAGUGAUUACAGACCUCCAGCAUUCUCUCAGAGUGGACUGGUUGGCCUCUCUCUUCCAAUGAGAGCAGAAAACCAGACUUCCAUGGCUGUUUUGGGAGGACAGAUGCAGCAAAGCACUUGCGAAGAGAUUGCGGGGGAUAGAGAAGUGAGAAUGACUCAGGAUUUCCUUGGCUUGGGACCCCUUGGAGAUGCAGGCUUUGGCAAUCCUAGCUAUGAUGAGAGUGCAGUUGCGCUAAAUUAUUCGGAUGGGCAGCAGCCAAGUGGACAUGGAAUGUAUCCUUAUCAUCAGAUGUCUGAUGGUUCAGCUGCGCUGGAGAAACCAAUAUGGGAUUUCUAGGUGGACAUGACCGGUUUUAUUUCAAUCUGCUAGUUUUUGUUGGCUCAUCACUGAAGCAGUUUUGUAGUAGAGGUUCGUUGUUGGUAAGUAGUAUUUUAGCAGUAAACUUUUUUUUUUUUUUUGAUGAU